UCAUUUUCUGUGAAAUCUUAGUAUGCUUACCGUGUUUAACACAUACAAAUACUUUGAAAACACAAUAUAAUCUUCUCUUUCCUCAAACAAAUAUAAUACUCUAGCAACCCCACCUAGAUAGAUAUAUAUUCCCAAUUCUACUUCCAUCCAUUCAUGUUGUCUAGAACAGAUUAAAAUCUCCAUAAAACAUCUGUAAGAAAAAAAAAACAGCCAAGUUGUUAAUUACACCUGAAGGAACAUAUAUAUAAUAUGGAAGAGACUCUUGCUACAAUCCUGUAUGGGUGUAAAUUGGGUAAAGAGAUGGAAGCCAACUUGGCCAACUGGGCAAACCAAACAGGUGUCCUUUUAAGUAAAACAGAAGAGAUCAUUGCGGUAUUUAAUAAUGUAAAGGAAAGACUAAUGAGCCAGCAACAGCAACAUGUGGUUCAAGAAUGGCUGAGUAGUAGUGGUGCAGCUAGUCAGCAGGCAUUAGAAUUGUUCCAUGCAACAGAGAAUAUGAUUGAUCACAGAGCUAGGGCGGCGGCAUUUUCCCUGCCGCCGGACAGUGAUCAAAUCCAAAUGAGGUUGCAGCAACAGGUAGUGGGUCAGACUCAGGAUGCAUCUCAUGAUUCGAGUGGAGCGGGUGCUUCGUCUUCCUCCCCAAAACAACGACGACGAAUGGGCGAUACAGACAGAAGAACAGUGAGAGUGGCUGCUCCAAGAAUGGGAAAUCUUGAGCUCCCACCUGAGGACGGUUAUACUUGGAGAAAAUAUGGUCAGAAAGAGAUUCUUGGAUCUAGGUUCCCUAGGGCUUAUUAUAGAUGCACCCAUCAAAAGCUAUACCAUUGUCCAGCCAAGAAGCAAGUUCAGCGUCUUGAUAAUGAUCCUUACGUAUUUGAAGUAACAUAUCGAUCUCAACACAUUUGCUAUAUGUCCGCCACAGCUCCCACCGUGCCUCCACCAUCUGUGGAAGAGAUAACUCAUCAAACCACCACAACUCCUCCACCGCUGCUGCCACUGCCGCCACCAACUUCAGCCUCCUUAAGCGGGCAUUGGCUCUCCAUGGAUAUUAAGCCACAAGUAGAAGCUGGCACAAGCUACAGUACCGCUCAAUUUGACAUACAAAGGGAUUUUGGACAUGCUAGUGGUGGUUCACUAACUAGCAUAUGCAAUGUUGUGACCGCCUGCGUGGACGGUGGUGCGGGCCCUUCCGGUAGUAGAUUUGGAAGAGAAGUUGACUACCAGCCAGUGGUGGAUAUGGCGGACGCCAUGUUUAAUUCUGGGAGUAGUAGCAAUACUAGCAUGGACAUCAUCUUUUCUUCUAUUGAUGAUAAAUGGGACACGACACAAAAGAAAGAAUAGUUCAUAUACACAUGAUUGAUUAACUAAACACGACGACACUCUCUAAUUUAUCGUUCAUGGAACUUAGGUAAUUAAUUACCAACAAACUACGCCUGACCGUGUAAUACUCAUGAUCACAAGAUUGUGAAAUACCAACAUAUUGAUUAACUUGUCUAGCUUAAAUUUAGUGCCAUUCUAUUCCAAUUAAUAAUUUUUUGUUUUGUCAGAUUUUGUACCAAUUAAAAGUUGUUCAAUUUGAUUAGAUAGUGACAAUUUUUCUUCUUAUUGAAGAUUUUCUAAUAAGACACCUAGAUCAGUAUGGAAUACAACAAAUUCAAUUUUGAGUGUGUUGGAAGUCGAUACACACAUUGAUGGAUGGUUAAUAACUUGCUUCAUCAUGAAGUUACAACUCCACUAAAUGACUGCCUAGAGUAAAACAGAAAAAGUUAUGUACAUUAAGUUGGCUCAUACUCCCUUCAUUUCAUUUUACUCGUUCCAAAUUGGGAUGACACAACUAUUAAGAAAAAUAAUAAAUAACAUGGCUA
Capsicum annuum is the source of this 1865-nucleotide messenger RNA. RefSeq names its product WRKY transcription factor 55. Gene Ontology annotation, molecular function: sequence-specific DNA binding; DNA-binding transcription factor activity. Lineage: Eukaryota; Viridiplantae; Streptophyta; Magnoliopsida; Solanales; Solanaceae. The record is from RefSeq and is a predicted model, not a curated record. The coding region runs from base 250 to 1341 and encodes 363 amino acids. The transcript has 4 exons. Gene Ontology annotation, biological process: regulation of DNA-templated transcription.